Bombus huntii is the source of this 3405-nucleotide messenger RNA. Its product is annotated as choline/ethanolamine kinase. The transcript has 7 exons. Gene Ontology annotation, biological process: phosphatidylethanolamine biosynthetic process; CDP-choline pathway. Gene Ontology annotation, cellular component: cytoplasm. NCBI's taxonomy places the organism in Eukaryota, Metazoa, Arthropoda, Insecta, Hymenoptera, Apidae. The record is from RefSeq and is a predicted model, not a curated record. Gene Ontology annotation, molecular function: ethanolamine kinase activity; choline kinase activity. The coding region runs from base 891 to 2012 and encodes 373 amino acids.
UUUUUCCUUGAAUUGUGUCGCAUAUUUGUGUCAAUUUGUGCACGAGUUGGAGUUAUAUGCGCGAACGAGUUAUUUGUUCUUUGUUUUGUAAAUGUGUUCUAGUGUAUUUGAAACAAGAGUCACGUAAAAAGAAUAAAUACGUGAACAGAGUACGCCUGUUUGUUUGUAGCCGAUUUGUGAACGUCUAUAAAAUUGUAAAUCUUCUUUUAUAUAGUUUUAUAUACAAUAGGAAUAAACAUAUUUUUACAUUGUCAGUGUAAUCAUUGUCGAUUACGAUUUUUUUCAAAUAUUAAUAAAAUAUAAGUAAAUCGAGUCGAUCGAUCAUCGUCCCAGGUUUUGUACGUGGCAGUGUAAGCGAGACGGAGAUUCAACCAAUCAUCGAAAUCGAAAUCAAAGGAAAAGCAGUGUUGGAAGCGGCAGAGAAUUUCUACCAACACAGUACCUAGAAUUUUGUUUUUCUUAAACGCACAUCUCUCUCUUUUUCUACCUUUGCCCCCUCCUGUUUUCCCUCCCCCUUGUUUUAAUGGUACCCGUGCCCCGUAUCUGAUAGCGUGCCACGAUUAGUUCUAACAUCAGUUUCGUUCUACGUUCAUGAAACAUUAAACACCAAGUGCUAAAUAGCUAAGUGUCAACGUUCAAGCAGAAUUAAGCCGUUAAAAAAGACGUGCGUAGAAGUAGUGGGAGUUGACCAUUUAUGCAAGAUUUAUCGACGCUGCAAAUUUUUCGAGUAACAACAAUCGAUAAGAUGGGUCUGGGAAACAAGAAUCGUGUCGCGCCUGCUGUAUCCCAUCGAAACGGCGCGUUUCACGAAUUUAGAUCUUCGAGGGGCGUGUUCCACCUUGGAAGGAGAACAACGGGAGAAAAAAGAAAAAGGACGAUCCUUGUUGUGGAUGUCCGAGGAGAAUCCAGAGAUGCGGGAAAUGGCAGCGCGCAUAUGCCGCGAUUACCUCCACGGAGUUUGGAAACACGUUACCGCGGAAAACAUGACAUUGAAACGUAUCAGCGGCGGAUUAAGCAAUUGGUUGUACAAUGUCCAGUUACCCGAUGGAACCGUUCCGAUUCGAGGCGAACCACGACAAGUCUUAUUGCGACUGUACGGUCAGAUACACGGGGAAAGAGCUUUGGAAGGGCUGAUCACCGAAUCGGUCAUAUUCACGUUACUGUCGGAAAGACGACUCGGACCCAAGUUACACGGUAUAUUUCCCGGUGGUCGAAUAGAAGAAUACAUACCGGCGAGACCGUUGCUUACCGAUGAAUUGGCGGAUCCGAUUUUAAGCUGCAUGAUUGCCGAAAAAAUGGCCCAGAUACAUAGCAUGCAGGUUCCGAUAAGCAAAGAACCAACUUGGCUUUGGGAUACUAUGACCAAAUGGUUGGACACGACUACCGACAUAUUAGAAAAUAUCGAGGACGUCGAUGCUCGACAUUUGAAAAACGUCAACGCGAUACGAGCGAUCGACCUAGAUCACGAGAUCAAGUGGUUCAGAUCUCUCGCAACCCGACAUAAAUAUCCAGUUGUUUUUUGUCACAACGAUAUGCAAGAGGGUAAUAUAUUGCUACGGCAAAAUACACGGAAACCAGAACUAGUUCUUAUCGACUUUGAAUAUUGCUCUUAUAAUUAUCGAGCAUUCGACAUAGCAAAUCAUUUCGUGGAAUGGCAGUACGAUUAUACAGCAGCGGAAUAUCCUUUCUUUCAUGAACGCGCAGCAUCUGGUCCUACAAAAGAGCAAAAGCUCAACUUUAUAAGAAGUUACUUAAGAACAGUCGGCAAAGAAGGAUCACCGGAAGAGGAACGAAUCAUGAUGGAAAUCAAGAUAUUCUCUUUGGCUAGUCACUUAUUUUGGGGUCUUUGGAGUAUCGUCAACGCCAAAUUAUCAGAAAUUCCAUUUGGCUAUUGGGAUUAUGCAGUUUCUAGAUUAAAAAAUUACCAGUAUUUAAAAGAGAAGAUUAUGGCUUCUGGAGGAUCGCCGACGAUAGACAACGAUGAUACUGCUGAAAAAAUAACCGUAGAUUGAACAAAUCGAGCGCAUGAUCGUUACGACGAAGACUGUUUCCUUUCUGCAACGUAACGUGACAAAUAAAAGUUUACCUACCAUAUUUUCAUGCGCUCGUAAUUACGUAUCUUGUCAGAAUCACGAUUUACCGUUGUUUCGUGAUACAUGUUUGCGGUUUUCAACAAAAAGAAGAAAAGAGAAAAGAAGAGCGAAAGGAAAAAGCCGGAACAAAGCAAGAUGUGAAAGCCAACGUGUAGACAAGUGGAAGAAUGACGAGCAACGCAUUGAACGCAUGCACGCAAGUGGCCGAGACAGAGGCAACGCGAGAGAAGGAGAGAGUGAAGGGGGGGGGGGGGGGAGAGUGAGCACGAGGGAAUAGGAAUGAAGGGAAGGGGUUAGGCUGUUAAGAAACGUGAAAAGAGAAAAAAGGAGAGAGAAAGGAAAGAAACGAGACGAUGCCUUACUACUACGAUAGACUUGCCUACGCAAACUAUCACGUGCAAUUUCGUUUUGUUUCGUUUCGUGUCGUUUUCAUUCUCGAUGGAUACCAUCGCGACUACUAUGCGGAUACCAUCGCGACUACUAUGUGGAUACCAUGGCGACGUGUGAUUAAUUAAUAUGACCGAAAGAAUCGUCUCCCAGUUUCUCAUAAUGUACUCCCUUCGCCCUAUAAAAGCAGUAUGGGGACUACGCAAAUAGAAAAGGAUCUCUCCCGUGGACAACCCUGGCUUACGAAUUACAAAUGUGAUAUAAGAUAAGAAAUGCGUACGAUAUCGUCCUGACAUCUUAAACUUUUCAGGGAAAUGCUGCUCAACUUUCAAGUCAGCUAUCGAUAUUUUUAGUCGGAUACUGGAAAUCAAAAGGAUCGAGUAUUCCUACCGUUUAUAAUUACAUUAUACAUAUAUACACAUAUACGUGCAUAUACGCAUACAUACGUACGUGUACAUGUAUAAGUAUGUACGCAUGUAUGUAUGUACGUAGAUGAUUUGUACAUAACUACGAUUUUGUUGUACCUGGGACGAAUCAUUAUUAGAAUUGAAAUAGGAAACUUUGUACGCUUAACGUGUUAAACAGCCAAAUCGUACUUUCGAUCGCGUCUCGCGUAUAUAUGUAUAUAUAUAUGUACUUAAUUGCGUUUGUAUCGGAUUUUCUUUGCACGAGCUAAGAACAUUCAUGCUAAAAAACGAAAGCAUACAUAGUAAAUAAACUGAUCAUCGUUAUUGAACGUAUGUAUCUGCGACAAGUGCUGAUAUCAAGAUAUUAUUGUUCAUCGGUAUUUUUCUUCGUGAUUAUCCAAUGAUAUUUGCGUUUUAUUUCUAAUUCUUCCACACCGUGAUAUCGCGUAUUUUUCAUUAGUGCGACAUGUUUCUCGGUUCAACAAAAAACAAUAUUUUAAUAAAGUUGAAAGAAACUA